Molecule: messenger RNA, 2469 nt
Organism: Melanaphis sacchari
Lineage: Eukaryota; Metazoa; Arthropoda; Insecta; Hemiptera; Aphididae
Exons: 4
Coding region: 1-2469 (822 amino acids)
Source: RefSeq, a predicted model, not a curated record
AUGGAACAGAAUAAUCAAAAGAAAAAAAUCCAAAAAAGUGGCUAUCUUAAACGAAAAGAGCAAAACAAAAAACGUCUCGAUGAAAUUGUCUCUAAAUCUAAAAAAUUGACAAAUUUUUUCACACCCACUGUUUUAAAUCAGGAUUCCGCUGAACUGAAAAAAAAUCAAAAUCUAGAGUCAAAUCAGACUGAAUGUAAUUCUGAAAAAGUUUUACCAAAUUCACCGCUAAUAUCUCAAGUCCAUACAUCUAAUAUUGAUUUAACACAUUGUUUUUUUUCACCUUCUACAUCUACUUUAACUGAUUUACAUAUUUCUACAGACUCUGGAAAUAUAAUAUCCGAGAAUUAUAAACAAACAGAAUUAUUAAGUCAACAGCUACGCCUAUUACCAAAAACCACCUUAACCCAUUACAAACAAAAUUCAUUAUUUUGCUCUAUAUGUCUGGUUUAUUCUUCUAAAAAAUCGGUGUUCACAAGUGUUGAAGGAUUUGAAGACUGGGUGCAUGCGUAUGAACGUAUAAAAGAUCACGAAGAGUCGAAAAACCACAGAGAGUCGUCAAAAUAUUAUAUGAGUGAUAGUCAGGGAGAAAGUGUUGAUGGAUUAUUUAACAGAGUCCAGUGGAGUCAAAGAGAACAUGAAGUAAUAAAGAGAAGAUUAGCAGCUAAAACAAUAGUAGAAAUAGUAAAAUUCAUUGGCAAACAAGGAUUAUCAUUUCGGGGACAUAGACAUGAGGCUGCUUGCGAAUUGGACAAUCCAACCGUGAAUCAUGGUAUUUUUUUAGAAAUUGUUCUAUUAUUGGCAAAAACUGAUAUAAAUUUAAAUGAUCACGUCAACAAUGUAAUAGUUGAAAGCAAAAAACGAACAAAAGGCAAAGGAACCGAAGUAAACUCUGCUGGCGAAUAUUCAAUAACCAUGGAUUCAACAAUGGAUAUUUCUACUCAUGAUCAGUGUGUCUUUGUCUUACGAUAUGUACGAGACACAGUCAAUGAUAAUAUAUCAAGAAUUGAUGUUAUAGAAAGAGUAGUAGCUUUGAAAAAAGCAGUAUCAUCAUCUGGUCAAGCACUUUUUGACUUAUUGAGAAUAACUUUAAACUCAAUGAACGUUAAUUUGAAAAAUUGUAUUGCUGAUGCGUUUGAUGGCGCAGCGAACAUGAAUGGACAAUAUCAAGGUGUACAAGCAAAACUUAAAGAAGUGUCACCUAGACAUAUACAUACAUGGUGCUAUGCACAUAUCUUAAAUUUAGUAUUGCAGCAAACCACUUCAUACUCUGUGACAGUUAUUUCAUUUUUUGGACUUAUGCAAGAACUAUAUGUGUUUUUUAAAGAGUCUUAUAAAAGGCUUAAUAUUUAUGAAGGAAAUAAUGAUCGUUCUUCACAUUUAAUCAAUAUUGGAGCUACUCGUUGGCGAUGUAAAAGUGAUUCAGUACAAAAGAUAUUUGGUCGAGCUGAUAUGUGGAUAGUUGAAGCUCAACACGGAGAACGGAAAUCUUUUAUAUAUGUUAAAAUAGUUCUAUCCCUUUAUGAAAUUUCACAAUCCAAUGAUUUUAAUGUUAAUAUUAGAAGUAAUGCAAGAAGUUUGUUGGGUCGCCUUACGAGCUAUGAGACCACAUUAACAGCAAUGACAUUUCUUCAAAUAUUUAAGUUGACAACUCCACUGUCUGAUUAUUUACAAACAUCAAAUCUUGAUUAUAUCCAAGCUUAUAGAAAAAUUGUUGUUACAGAAAAAUUAUUAAAGCAAAAUCAACGAAAUUUUACUCCAAUAAGUACAGCAGCUAAGAUUUUUAUUAAUUUUGUCUCUGAAAAAAUUUGGAAAGAAGAAAAUGAAAUAGAAAUAGAGUUUGAAAUUCCUCAAAAACGAAAGCGAAUGGUAUCACGAAGAUUGGAGGGUAAAAUAGAUUAUGAAGAAACUAUUCACACUCCUGAAGACAAUUUUAAAAUUAAUACAUUUUUUCCAACGAUGGACGUCGUAGUUACAAGUAUGGAACAAAGAUUCGCCCACUGUAAAGAGCUUUACGGAGAUUUAGAGCUGUUUGAUCCUAGAAGGUUUAAAGACAUUAGAGACAAUGGAAUAAACCCUAAUGCCAUGAACGAAAUUUCCCAGUUAUUACCUACGAUCGAUAAUCAUGUUCUUUUAGAACAAUUGAAGUCAUUUGCACAUUUUUGGCCAACAAUUUCUAAAACAACUUUGAAAAAUACUGAUGAUAUUUAUGAACCAGAAUACGAUUCAGAAGAUUAUUUUGAAGACGAUAACUUUGUGUGUAAAAAAGAAGAAAAUUUAACGUGCGAACGCUCAUUUUCAAAAUUAAAAAUAAUCAAAACUCGAUUAAGAAGCUGUAUAAACCAAGAAAACUUAGAAGCUCUGUUUUUAAUGAAUUGUGAAAGAGAAUUAUUACUAGACAUAUCACCAGACGCAGUUAUUGAUUUCAUGUGUGAAAAAAGUAGUGAAAUGCUAAGGUUAUUAAAAGUAUGA